UAAUGUUGAGUAAAGCAGUAGCAAUGAAUGUUUCAAAUUCGAGCAGAGAAUUGAAGGCGUUGAUGGAUUUCGGAUGGCCUUAUAUCAACUCAGCUCAUCAGUGCCACUGGAAAGGCAUUACCUGUGACGAUCAUGGCCGCGUUGCACAGAUAAGCCUGCAAUCUAAAGUUGGAUGCGAUGAUAAACCUUGGAACUGCCACGAUGUUGGCUAUUUGGAUCCGCUUGUUUUCACAUCAGUCACUAGCAUUCAUCUCACCUCAUGCGGUCUCUACGGAUUUAUCCCAGAAGAAAUAGGUUCCCUCUCUAAUCUAUCUUAUCUCAAUUUGUCGAAUAAUCAACUCAAUUCCCAACUGCCUCUUUCAUUGUCUACUCUGAGGGAGUUACGCGUUCUGGACAUUUCUGAUAACUAUUACAUUAAUGGUGUCAUUCCACCUGAAAUAGGUAGCUUAUCCAAACUUACUCAUCUCGAUUUGUCACACAACUACCUUAUGAGUGAGCUACCUCUUUCAUUAGCAAAUCUGAGUGAGUUACAUGUACUUGACAUUUCUUAUGGCUAUGAUAUUAGUGGUCUCAUUCCACCUUACAUAGGAAGUUUAUCCAAACUUACUCAUCUCGAUCUGUCUUACAAUCAACUCCAAAGUGAGCUGCCUCUUUCACUGGCAAAUCUCACUAACUUAGAGGUUCUUGACAUAUCUAAUAACCGUGGCAUUCAUGGGGUCAUUCCACAUAACAUAGGAGCUUUAUCCAAACUUACUCAUCUCGAUUUGUCUCGCAAUCAACUCCAAAGUGAGCUGCCUCGUUCACUAUCAAAUCUCAUUAACUUAGAGGUGCUUCUCAUUUCUUCUAAUUACAUCAAUGGCUCUCUGCCUGCAAAUAUGAGCCAAUUAACAAGAUUGGAAAUCUUGAAUUUGGAUGGCAAUAGAUUGGAAGGUGCUUUUGGAGCAGGAAUACACAUGCUUUCUUGUAUAACAACCAUAGGCCUCAGUAGGAAUUCAAUCAAAGAACAGAUACCUCUACAGUUUGGAUAUGUUGCUAAUGCACAAUUUCUCAAUAUCGAUCUUUCUUGGAACAAUCUUUUUGGUGAAGUCCCUGAAUCUAUUUCACGAUUAGAUGGACUCGAUUUGUCCUACAAUAAUUUACAGGGCCACAUUCCACCCAACGUAUGGGAUAAGUUUCCAAUAUACACGUUCAGUGGAAACCCGAAGUUAAUUCCUCCAGUUGCUCCUAAGGGAUCAAGCAUUAAGGUGAAAAUUAUUUGGUAUUUACUCCCAGUAGUUGUUGUUUUUAUAUUCUGGGGGAUCUAUUUAAUAUUCUCCAAAAUGGGAAGGAAAGAAACCUCCAAAGUCACACCUGAUCUCCAACAUGGUGACAUAUUCAAGAUUUGGAACUUUGAUGGCAACAUCGCCUAUCAAGACAUCAUCGAAGCAACUGCAGACUUUGACUUGAGAUACUGCAUUGGAACUGGAGGCUAUGGGAGCGUCUACAGAGCUCUACUGCCUACUGGAAAAGUUGUUGCUGUUAAGAAGCUUCACAGAUUUGAAGGUGAUAAUCCGACCUUUGACACCUCAUUUAAGAAUGAAGCCAAGGUUCUCUCUCAGAUUCGCCAUCGCCAUAUUGUCAAGCUAUUUGGCUUUUGUCUGCACCAACGGAGCAUGUUUCUCAUCUACGACUACAUGGAAAGAGGAAGCCUCUUCAGUGUGUUGAAGGAUGAAGACGAAGCGGUGGAACUGAACUGGAAGAAGAGGGUAAAUGUGGUGAAGGGCAUUGCAAAUGCACUGUUUUACAUGCAUCACGAUUGCAGCCCUCCUAUUCUACACAGAGACGUAUCAAGCAGCAACAUACUCUUGGAUUCAGAGUUUGAAGGAUGUUUAUCUGACUUUGGGACAGCAAGAUUGUUGGAUCCAGAUUCAUCCAAUCAAACAAUACUCGUGGGAACUCGGGGCUAUAUUGCACCAGAGUUGGCCUUCACAAUGGCGGUUACAGAAAAAUGUGAUGUGUACAGCUUUGGAGUUUUGGCAUUGGAAGUCAUGUUUGGAGAUCAUCCAGGGGAUUUCGUUUCCUCCAUGAUGAUGAUGAAGAGAUCGACACAGUUUGCUCAAAACAUGAUGGUGCAACAACUCAUGGACAAGAGGCUACCAUCUCCGGAUGAAGAUGUAAGAGUGUCGAGGGAAGUGGCUGGAGUGGUUAAAACAGCACUGAAAUGCAUUAGCUCUGAUCCGAAGUCGAGGCCGCCAAUGAAGGAGGUGGCUCAAGAACUUGCUAAGCAUCCACCAGGAUUGCCAAUGCCAUUCCGCUCCAUAUCAGUGCUUCAUCUCAUGCACUCAGACUGAGCUCACAACUCACAAUUGCUUCUUUUGUAAUAAGUAUUUAGAUGUUCAGCAGCCAUAAAUGUCUCUAUUUCCUCUGUUUACGUAUCAAGAUUAAAUAUAUGUAUCUUUGGAUUUAUACUAGGGUUUUUGGCUUUUAAAAUCAAAACCUUUCCCCGAA
This is a messenger RNA of Salvia hispanica, 2487 nucleotides long. Its product is annotated as cysteine-rich receptor-like protein kinase 7. Gene Ontology annotation, molecular function: protein binding; protein kinase activity; ATP binding. Gene Ontology annotation, biological process: protein phosphorylation. NCBI's taxonomy places the organism in Eukaryota, Viridiplantae, Streptophyta, Magnoliopsida, Lamiales, Lamiaceae. The record is from RefSeq and is a predicted model, not a curated record.